This is a messenger RNA of Octodon degus (degu), 720 nucleotides long. RefSeq lists its product as uncharacterized. The transcript is spliced from 4 exons. NCBI's taxonomy places the organism in Eukaryota, Metazoa, Chordata, Mammalia, Rodentia, Octodontidae. The coding region runs from base 331 to 720 and encodes 129 amino acids. The record is from RefSeq and is a predicted model, not a curated record.
GAGCCAUUGGAAGAGCUGCAAACCUAAGUAUUCCUAGUCCCAGGAAGGUAGCCGCUCCAGAGAGAUGUCUCCAUUGUUCUUGGCCAAUAUAGGUCAAGACGAAGGAAGAUGAGGGAUGGAGGAUGGGGCUGGCCCCCACCUCAGGCUCCUUUGGAUCAGGUUUACCUGCUAGGCACUGUGCUAUCUGGGGAAGUUGGUGCAUCUUUAAUGAAGUCACCGGAUACCUGGGACAAGCUUUUGGCUCCACCAAGUUCCUGAAGCCAGACCUACUGGUGCCCACCAAGUCACCAACUUCUGUGCCUGGGUACCAGGCCUCUCUCUCCUUCAACCAUGAGCCAGGCCUUCUGGAAAACCUACAAGUCCAAAGUGCUACAGACCCUGAGUGGGGAAUCUGAGGAGGACCUGGCAGAGGAGAGGGAGAACCCAGCCUUAGCAGCAUCUGAGACAGCAGAACCCACUGAAGAGGCCUUCAAUCCCAUGUCACAGCUGGCCCGCAGGGUCCAGGGCGUAGGGGUGAAAGGUUGGCUAACCAUGUCAUCGUUGUUUAACAAAGAAGAUGAAGACAAGCUGCUGCCACCGGAGCCCUGUGCUGACCAGUGCUGGAACGUGUUUAUGGGCUGUCUUGCCCACGCUGCACUGGGAAGGGCUGUGUUUUCAGAAUCCAGACACAGAGAGAGCCUUCAAACAUUUGCAAAUUCCUGGACACUCCUUCGGAGAUGA